AUGAAUCGACGAAUUAUCUUUAUGGGGUACAGCUUAUCCAGCUCAAAAUGCCUCGGUAUUUGUUUGAUGUUGACUUUUGUAACGGGGUGUUAUUUGGCUGCUUUACCUCUUCGAUACGAGCGAGAGGCCCUACCUAACCCAGUACGACAACGAAUAACAUCAUUAGAACCAUCGAAAAAACGUCUUGCAGUCCUCGUGCCUUUCCGUGAUCGCUUUGAAGAACUCUUAGAAUUCGUACCACACAUGUACAGCUUCUUAAACCGCCAAAAAAUACCAUUUCACAUAUUUAUAGUGCAGCAAAAAGACAACAAUCGUUUUAACAGAGCUUCGUUAAUCAAUGUUGGGUUUAUCUACUCUAAAAAGGACUAUGACUACAUAGCAAUGCAUGAUGUGGACUUAUUGCCAAUGAAUGAUAACUUAAAGUAUGAUUAUCCUGCGGUCGGACCAAUGCACAUAUCGUCUCCGAAGACGCACCCGAAAUAUCACUAUGAUACAUUUAUCGGAGGCAUUUUGUUAGUGACCAAAGAACAGUAUGAGUUAGUCAAUGGGAUGUCUAACAACUAUUGGGGGUGGGGAUUGGAAGAUGAUGAGUUUUACGUGAGAUUAAAAGAUGCAAACUUGACUGUGAUGAGACCGAGCAAUAUUACUACUGGGAUUGAUAAUACUUUUAAACAUAUCCAUGAUAAAACAUAUAGGAAACGUGAUAUGCGGAAAUGUUACAACCAACGCGAGGUAACCCGUCGCCGUGAUCGUGAAACUGGCAUCCACGACGUGUCAUACAAAUUGCACAAUACUCACACCGUAGCGGUCGACGGGUUAAACGUCACAGUUUUAAAUGUGGAACUCAUUUGUGAUAAAAACAGAACUCCAUGGUGUCAGUGUCCGGAACCUACAAAGGCAGCUAAGAAAAAUUGA
Messenger RNA from Spodoptera littoralis (African cotton leafworm), 915 nucleotides. The record is from the annotation of a GenBank genome assembly. Lineage: Eukaryota; Metazoa; Arthropoda; Insecta; Lepidoptera; Noctuidae.